AAUAAAAAAGUCUAUGGCAAAGUGUUUGUGAAAUGGCGAAGCUGUAUUUCUAAAAGAUCAAUUUAAUUUUUUAGCAAAUGUCGCUUUACUAUGUUGAUGUAUGAUGUAAUUUUAUAAAUAUAAUAUAAUUUGAUAAAAAUUGGCACACCAAAUUCAUUACAAAGAGUUUGCUAUUAAUGGACAGAAUUUAUAAUAUGUGAAAAGGAACAAUUUGAUAAAUUUUAAGUAUUGGUUUACAUUUUUCAGACUUAUAUUUAUUUACAGGAAAUGGCAGUGAAUAACAAUGGCACUAGUGUAGCCAGUGGCACAUAUGACACAAAAAUAGCGGGAUUAUAUGACUUACUUGACACUCUUGGUUCAGGACAUUUCGCUGUUGUAAAGCUAGCUAGGCAUGUCUUUACUGGAGAAAAAGUUGCAGUGAAAGUGAUUGACAAGAGUAAAUUGGAUGAUGUAUCAAAGUCCCAUUUAUUUCAGGAGGUUCGAUGUAUGAAAUUGGUUCAACAUCCAAACGUCGUACGCCUAUAUGAAGUAAUAGAUACACAAACUAAGCUAUAUUUAAUUUUAGAAUUGGGAGAUGGUGGUGAUUUAUAUGACUAUAUCAUGAGACACGAAUCUGGUCUUUCUGAAUCUCUAGCACGUGAUUAUUUCAGACAAAUAGUUCGUGCAAUCUCGUAUUGCCAUAGAUUACAUGUUGUUCAUCGAGACCUCAAACCUGAAAAUGUAGUUUUUUUCGAAAAAUUAGGACUAGUCAAAUUGACUGACUUUGGUUUUAGCAAUAAAUUUUGUCCAGGUCAGAAAUUAGAGACAUCCUGUGGUUCACUUGCUUAUUCAGCUCCUGAAAUAUUGUUGGGUGACUCUUAUGACGCUCCUGCUGUGGACGUCUGGUCUCUCGGCGUCAUUCUCUACAUGUUAGUAUGUGGACAGGCUCCAUUUCAGGAAGCCAAUGAUAGUGAAACUUUGACAAUGAUAAUGGAUUGUAAAUAUACAAUUCCUUCACAAAUUUCAAAUUCAUGUAAAAGACUCAUUGGAAGAAUGUUAGUGAGAGAACCAGAGAAACGGGCGUGCCUAUCCGAAAUCGCCACAGAUCCUUGGGUCACUGCAGGUGAAGGUGUCACCAUAGAAGACUUCGAUACGCCGCUCGUUGCCAAAGAACAAUUAACUGAUGAGGACCGUUCAGCUAUAAUUCAAAGAAUGGUUAGUGGCUCGAUAGCCACCAAAGAAGAAAUAUUGGAAGCUCUGGAUAAAAACGAGUACAAUCAUAUAACGGCAACUUAUUUUUUACUCGCCGAAAGAAAGCUGAAAUCAAAUAGGUCGGAAGCGUUGCGUAGACAAGAGGGUCCGCGUCGUCCCGAGGCUCUGAGCGUGCAGCGCGCCGCCCCGCAGUCCUUGCUCGCGCCCCCCGCGCGCGCCCUCGCACCGCGCACGCCACGGACGCCGCAGGACGUCCCACCGAGGUCUAGAAAAUGCAGUAUAGUAAGAGAAGAAGAUGAUGACGAGGAGAGCGCGGUCCCGGGCGGUUGCGGUGCGCGGGACGGAGACACGCGACGCGGCUCUCGCUCCGAGGGACGUCUGCAUCUCGCAGCCAGGCUCGUGCCGUCCGCGCAGCCCUCCCACCGCCCCGCCCUCUUAGCGGAUAACCUCACAAAGGUGAAUUUGGAUGAUGAAGGUGGCGGGAUCGCAACGCCGGCACCGAGAGUGCCGCCGCCGGCUCCACCUCCCGCACGCCGGAACCGAAUAGAGUGUCGCCGCCGAAGACCUCGCGCCGGCUCUUGCUCCUCGUCUGACUUAUCCGAUGACGACUCCGAGAAAAAGAAGCGCGCUGCCGAACGAGCCGACGUCGCACUUGAUGGUGCUCGCCGAGAUUCUCAUGACGACUCCAGCGACAGUCAGGAGCGAGGGGCCGGGGCCGGUGCCGGGGCGGUCGGCGGCUCCGAGGCGGGAGCGCAGGCCGCCGGCGACGGCACGUCAGCCGCGGGGGGGCGGGGCGCGAGGGGCGGGGACGCGGGUGGGGACGGCAGGGCGGGCAGCGGGGCGGGCACGGGCCGGCGCCGCCGCACCUCUAAGCAUGAGAGUCGGCUCCGCGAGUCGCGGUCGUUGAACCGCAUCGCGGAGGUGGAGGAGGCGGGCGGCGCGCGGUGGUCUCGCAGCGGGCUGGUGUCGCUGUGCGGGCGCCCGCUGCUCCGACUGCUGGCGGCGGCGCGUCCCUCUCCGUCAGCGCGCCGGUUGCACGGACUGUGUUAGCGACUCCGCUGGUCUAUAAAGUCCCUUUCAGUUUAAACGUAUUGAUUUAUUUCGUCUUUGAACUUGAGCAUCUGUCGAGUCUGUCCGUGAAGCAUGGUCCGACGCCAGCGACCGAACUGACCUGCGUAACGUUUCAGACAUGAAACAGAAACUUGAUUUUUAAUGAAAAAAAAACCACAUGCUACAUUUACUAUGUCUUUAAAAGGCAAAAAAAUACAGUACGGUUUGUACGAUUCAUGAACGUUUGUUCAUUUUGUAUAACGAAUUAUAGAAGUCGGUCGCAGUUUUGCCAUCGAGCUACUCGUUGGUUCGUUCGACUAUAUUUCACAGGUGACGACAGGGUUUUUGGACUUCUACUUUGAUUGAAUAUUAUAAAUACAAUCUUUAUAAAGCUCGUGCUUAUAAAAUCUGCAAUAUUUGUACAUAUAUUCUGAAACACCUGUUAGGUGACAAAUUUUAAUUUUAUUGAACAUUUUCCUAUAAAAAACUACAAUAGGAUUUAAAUAAUUCACCUUGAUUAUUUUUUAAGCUAUUUUUCAUAAUUAAUUUACAGGUGUGACAAAAAGUUGCAAUAAUAAAUACUAAAGGCAUAUAUUAUAUGUUCAAUAAUUAUUAUUAUACAAUAUUCGAUGCCAGUACCAUAACUUUGUAAGGUGGCUGAUAGCAAAGUUAAGAUUAUUUUUUUACUAGAGUUUUAUUUAUUAGAGAGUUUAUACAUAUUUGAAUUAAAUUAAAAGUGCAAAAUAGUAUUCAGAGGAUUGGAACAUGGUGAUAUGUUGUAUCCAAACGUUGUUUGGCGAAGUGUGACGUCACUCUGAAGGAACAUUUUUUAUUUUAAUAUUCUCCAAUACUUUCUAUCUAUAUAAAUGUCUUAUAAGCCCAUGCCUCUAAAGUCUUUAUAAAUAUAAAGUUUCCAAUAAGUAUGUACGGAAUCCGUCCAUUUUUUUCUUUAAUUCACAAUAAUACAUUUGGCCUGUGAAUAUUAUUGCACCCUGCGUUAUACCUGUAUAAAUAUCAUUUUUGAGAUUAUUACUUAAUAAUUUAAUGUUUUUUUUUAUGCAAAAAAUAUAUACCCAUGUAUUUGUGUUCUAUUAGAUGUCAAUCAAUUUAAUGUUCUUUUAUAUUUUACGGGGAUGUUUCUUGUUUAUAAAGAAUGUUAAUUCGCAGAACUGUAAAGUCAUACGUCAACAAUAAUUACAUACAAACGUGAAGCUGCAUAUUUGUUAUGUUUAACAGUUGCUGUUGAUUUAAAUGAUAUUGAAUUGAAAAAUAUAAUUUAAUAUUAUAUAUUACAAAGAAAUGAAUCAGUUAUAGCUGAUGUAUAUUUCCAUUUAUGUUAAAUUUUAUUAAAUGUUUUUUGUAUUCGUAAAUAUAAUUAUUUUUACAAGGUUUCAUUGUAUAAUGUAAAAAAUUCAUUCAAGAGUAGGUUUUUGCAAAUUGAUUCGUUACGAUAUUCCAAUAUCGUAAAAAAAUUGACUUUGCUUUGACAUUAGCUUCGUCGUCUGUCCAUCUACCGCAGCAAAUAAAUAUGUAUAGAGGAUUUUGCAUAUGUUUAAAGAAUUUUGGAUUAAAAGCGCCGAGGCCCCGAACUAAUAAUAAAAAUAUUUUAUUAGAUUUAUUUCAGUCUUGACGUGUUCAUAAUAUAACUAGAUGAUGACUCGGUUUUUUUUUUGAUAACGCCAUCUUGUUGUGUCUUUAAUGCGGUUAGUUGCCCUCAAUUAAGAAAAAUAGUAUUAUUAUUCGCCAAUAGAUGUCGGGAAGAGUUGAUUAUUGAAAUUCACGAAUAAAACAACAUUUUCUGAAAAUAAAUCGUAGCUAGAUCGAUUUAUCGCCCCCGAAAUCCCCUGUAUACUAAAUUUUAUGAAAAUCGUCGGAGCCGUUUCCGAAAUUCAGAUUAUAUAUAUAUUUAUAUACAAGAAUUGCUCGUUUAAAGGUAUAAGAUAAAUAUCACUGUUUGGUUACUGGCGAUACGAUGAAUUCAAAAAGUUAACGGAGACUGUAUUUACUGAAUGCUUACUAAUCUAUUGAUAAAUGUGUGUAAUAACUUGAAUAACUUACCUUUGUAAUGACUGAUUUGACCAAGCAAAUUUAAUGAUUGUAUAGUGUACCUAAUAAUAUAAUAUCAAUGCAUUUUUUAGUCCGAUCCUUGAUAGAUUCGCAUUUUAUAUAAUUGUUAUUAAGAAUUAUUAAUUGAGAUUACGCGUCAGGUGCUACCCGAACUAAAUUUGUGAACAUUUUGACAUAAACGUUAUGAAAUAGGUAUAAAUGUUCCAAUUAUUUAAAAUUAUUUACAAAAUUUAUUACAUUCUAGAUUAUGUUUUAAAAUAUUUUAUUAUAAUAUUAUAUUAUAUUAUAUAUAAAUUAAUUUUUGCACUUAAAUAUUAUUUGGUACUUGAGUUGCGUGCUGUUGUUCACAAAUCGUAAUAAACAAAUGGAUGCAGAAAUUACCAACGUUAGUCUGACGUCACAGUAUACCUUUAAUUAAUAUCUUUUUGUAAUGAUUUUUGGGAAAACUGUACAUCGCUAAAACAAGGGAUAUACAUAAAAUACUAUGCUAAAAGCCUAUACAAACUAUGACUAGUACAAAGGGAUCAGUGGGAAUGAAGUUGAAUUGUAUUGGAUUACUUGUUUCUCUUUUUGAUCCGUAACUAAUGAAGUUUGUGGAAUAUUAAAAAAAAAAAGUCGAUAAUCAUGACACCGCUUCCACGGCGAACUCGUCUGCCCUACUAGAAUAAAAUCAAUGAAAAUAGCACAGUAGUCGCGUGAGACACCUCAAUAUAUAAAUUAAAUUUCGUUAAAUAAACACCGCCAAGUCUAUACUUGAAAUAGGUAUUGACAUUACAUCGCAUCCAUCCACAGUAGCAGUAAAACGAGAUGCCCUAUUUUCUCCAAAUCAAACGUUCUUGUGAUGUUUAUCAAUCCCGUGUUAUCGUUAUCAUUUUGCUUAUAAUACAUAACUUUUAUGACCUUUUAUAUUCCUGUCAUCAGUGUGCUUAGUGCGAGUUUUUUAACGCUCUCGAUAGCGUAAAAGUUAACUUAAUUUAUAUGCAGUUGGAUCAGCGCCCCUAGCGGCAAACGCAGGCAAACGUUCCAAUUGCAUACAAAAUCGAGUUAACUUUUACGCUAUCGAGAGCGUUAAAAAACUCGCACUAAACACACUGUAACUUUUCUCUUACUUUGUUCGGUUUAUGCAAAUUCACAAAUAAAUCUCCACGAAAAUCCAUCUACGCACACGCACUACCCAAAAGCACGGAUUUCCGUCUUUUUACACCUCUAAUAAUUAAGUUAGCACCUUUUUUGCGCCGAUUAAUUGCCCUACAGCACAUUUAUUUUGAAAAAUACUCGAUUUCAUAUUUAAUCCAUAUAACUAAAAAUCAAUGUUCGCUCGUUGUCUUGGACCACUUCUGUAUUUCUCGAUUUUAUCAUCACCCCGUGCUCUUUAUCAUUUGACAGCCUCCGUUGAUACUGUUGUAUCCAAAGACCGCUUCGCCGGUUAGGUAGACCUGUUUAAUGAUUUCCCUUAUCUUAAACCCCCAUUUGCAUCCAAUGAAACGCCCAUUUUUUUUUGUCAUGGACUCUUAUCAGUGUAUGGACUUAGAUUCAUAAUGAAUAUUGCCCGGCAUUUCGAACAAAUACGCUACCUGCCCGGCAUAUAAAAAUAAUUUUAAUAUCGUGAAAAAUGGAUGCUUUACUUACUUUGCCCUAUAUUAAUCUUUUGAAUUCUCUGUAAGUGGAUCAAUAAUGGGUAUAAUGUUUCAAGAUCGCAAAAUGUUUGUGGGAGAUCUGUGACGUCAUCGCUGCGCUCUAUAGCUCCUAGGUCUUUAGCUGAUUAGUUGACUUUAUUUGUUUAAGUUUUGUUAACACAACACUUAACCCAAACCGGGACAUUUUAUUCCUAAUAUUUAACUGCCCUUUAGGUCUUGAUAAAGUAUCCCUUCACUUAUCUAAAUUCCAGAACACAUUCAGUAUAUCUAUUAUUACAAUGUUACGUUUAAAAUAUAAUUCUUGUAUAGUAGUAAGGGCUGUUUGUUCCCCAUUUCACAGUAAAUGUUUUCUGCUAACGAUUAACAGAUUUUGGAAUGCGAGUGUUGCGUGGGAUAUAUUAUAAAUAUAUUUAAACCGAUGUACUCUUAUAGUGCCAUUUGUAUGUAAAAAAAGCUUCAAAUUUUAGGGGAAUUAGAAGAAAAAUAUUUAUAACCUAGUCUUAUAGGUGAAGGUACAGUAAAACCGCAGUUACAAAAGCAAAAAAUUAAAUUUGGAAAUAUCAUAAUUAGUAGGUACUUACGUAAUACUGACAACGUUUUUCGUUUCUCCUUAUCAAUAAAAAGCGUAUUAAUAUGCGAGAAUGGCAUGCAAUCCAUGUUUACUGAUUAAAAACUCGCGAUCCGUGACUAAUAAUCACGUUUGUUUUGGUUUUUAGAUACGUUCUCGGCUUACCUUAUAGCCCAGAAGCAUUCGUAUGCCCUAAUGACAUAAUAUAAUAACUGUUUUUAUAUCUAAAACUAAUUUUUGGUCACCGUAAUAGCUUGUAUCGCCCCAGCACAUUGACAUCGUUAACAGCACGGAAUUAAGUGGCUCAAAUUAAAAUAAUGCAUUGUUAUUAUAAAUGUAAAUUAUAUAUGCACGCGUUUGCAACAGAUGCAAAGCUCUGUGUGCUUAGUGCGAGUUUUUUAACGUUCUCGAUAGCGUAAAAGUUAGCUCAUAUUUGUAUGGAAUGGGAUCGUUCGCCUACGUUUGCCGCUAGGGGCGCUGUUCCAACUACAUACAAAAUUUGGCAAAAUUUUACGCUUCGAGAACGUUAAAAAACUCGCACUAAGCACACUGAUUACGUUAAUAAUAACACCGGUAAUAUUAUAUUCACAGUAAUGUGCCAUGCCAGUUCUAACGUUUUAAAAUAAUGAUAACCACAGUUUAAUUUAACAUAUUUUUAACCGAUACCAGAAACUCAGUUGUAUGAAUUUUUUGUGGACCUACGUGAUUUUGAAAAUAUUUUUAUUCUUUUCAAGGGUAUACUCACGAGAUGGGCUAAUUGUUAAAUCUUAUCGAUAAAUUUCACUCUUGAAAUCGAUUUGUUUCUUUUUUAAAUUAUAAUCAUAUUAAAUUGUAUUUUAAUUGAAUGGAGAAUAUCAAUUUCGCAGCUAAUUUAAAAAAUCAUUUCAUUGUAGCAAUUCUCUGUACCAUUAUUAUGAAACCUUUUGAGUAGUUGAUUUUAUAAAUGUUUUACAAUAAAAAAUCUACGUGUAAAUAAAAUAAUUAUUGUUGUAAAUAGAUAGUUUAGCUUUAUCGUUGUAAAUUAUCAUAAUAGCACUUUAAACAUCAAUAUAAUUUAUUGCCUUAACGUUGUUAAUUAUCACGACAAUGUAUUUUUUACGGAUAAAUUUAGUUUUUGGCGCAAUUUUGUGCUUUAUUUCGCAAUAAUAUGUCUUGACCAAAGAUAAGGUGUGAAUGUGUUAAAUGAUUCCUAAUAUUUGAUGUGCUGUUUGGUGCCAAGUUAUUUGUCUAGAUUAAUUUAUAUAUUAUACAAAAGUCUAUCUACUUAGAUUAUAAAUUAUGAUUUUAACUCGCAUCUGUUAUCUAGCGAAUUAUUCGAAGCGGGUGCUUUUUUUAUCUGUGAUUAGUUUCAAUAAUAUCUAAACCUGUUAUUAAUAAUCACUGCGAUUUUUUACCAGUAAUAUAUCGUGUAUUGCAUCUUCCGAUCAGGUUUGAAGCUAAAUGAUAAUGUAUAAGACAAGGCACGAUGUAACUAUUUUUAGGUUACUUGCACAGAAUUUAAAUAACAAUACGAUCGACCGUAAAGUGUCAAUAAAUACUUAAGUAUUACAAAGAGGCAUUACAGGUAAUUACUCUUUACAUCUAGAUGUUUUUUUUGUUUUUUUUUGAUAAUUGUUUUGUCUAUAGUUGUCUGUUACUGGCACUAAGAUUUUAGGUCAUUAAAAUAAAAUCGCGCGUGUAUCAAACAACGCACCAAGAAGAGCUCCGAACUGAAAGUGAAUGGUAAAAUUAAAUAAUUUUAUAGUUUUCAUUACUUUCAUUAAUAGCCUUUGCCGUACCACAAAUAUGAAUAUGAAUAGUACAUACCCACCAUUCAUAUUCGUGCUUAUGUAUUGCAAUUUAUUUAAAACAUAAUAAAUUUCAUGCAAAAUCGGCUCUUGGGUUUUAAAUAUAGUUUCAAUCCGUAGAUAACAGAUGAGUUUGUAAACAUCAUUUUAGCGCGUAUUUUGUUGACUACGAAGUAUUGUACUUAAAGGUAAAUUCGAACCUCACUAUUGCCAUACUAACUGUGGUAACUGGUAAGCUCAGGCCACUUUUGCGUUAACGGCCUCAUAAAGUUUUUAUUUAUUAUCAUGUUGACUGCCACGUAGGGCAUCGGUGACCUACAUGGCAGUCAACAUGUUAAUGAAUAAAAACUUAUAUGACUACUAUGUCGAUUUCUCUCUUCGAUCUUCUAAGAGACCGGAAUAUCUAGUAGUCUCCGGGAAAGAUGAAUCCGAAGAUACUGAGAAUGGAUUUAUUUCUAAGAGACCUAAAAGAUAUACAUUAAAAACAAAAGAAGGCAAAGUUAGGUAAUCCAGAAGCUUAGUAACAGAACGUAGGGCACUGGUGACUGCCAUGUCGCAGUCAAAGUAUUAAGAUUGAUUACUUCAAUAAUAAUCGUAAUGUAACGUAACGUUACGUAAUGAAACGAAAUUUGCCAAAAUCUCAGCCUUGCCGCCUUGACACUUUACUGUCGGUAGUAUAGAUUAAACCCAAAUAAAAACACAUUUUACAUAGUACAAGUUCGAUGUUCUUUGCCUUAUGUUUCUUUCGUUACGUGUUCAAUUUCACAAGAUGAACUCUAAUUUAAAAAUGCUUCGAUGUAAAACUCCUUCAGUAGGUAGGCGUUUUGUAGAUACACUAAAUUUACUGUUCUUUUGAGCACAGGUAUGGUAGUAUUUCUUUAUUUUUCAAAGAGAAACGUUUAAAAAUGUAAGAGCUGCUUUCGUAUCUUACUGUUGAUUUGAAAUUGUAAUUAUUAUAAUUUGAUUUAAUAUAAUUGAGAGACAUA
Messenger RNA from Bombyx mori (domestic silkworm), 9286 nucleotides. It is a transcript of the gene Snrk, whose product is annotated as SNF-related serine/threonine-protein kinase. The transcript is spliced from 8 exons. Gene Ontology annotation, biological process: protein phosphorylation; intracellular signal transduction. Gene Ontology annotation, cellular component: cytoplasm. Lineage: Eukaryota; Metazoa; Arthropoda; Insecta; Lepidoptera; Bombycidae. The record is from RefSeq and is a predicted model, not a curated record. Gene Ontology annotation, molecular function: protein serine/threonine kinase activity; ATP binding. Bases 268 to 2241 code for a protein of 657 amino acids.